Messenger RNA from Aspergillus calidoustus, 1023 nucleotides. Lineage: Eukaryota; Fungi; Ascomycota; Eurotiomycetes; Eurotiales; Aspergillaceae. The record is from the annotation of a GenBank genome assembly.
AUGAUACCCCCUUGUGACCCGACAGUAUUGGCGAAUAAUCCGCAGUUCCAGCGCCUUUAUCAACACCUGACGACCGCAUUGCUCAACCCAGAUGGCUCCACGCGUGCCCUUGAUGCGCAUCCGGCUCGGAAGGAAGUUCUAAGUGAAUUGAGAAGUUGUCAGCUGCGCAGCGCGAAAAAAAAGAUCAAGAAGCACACACUCCAACAACUAGCUUUCGACCCUGACAGCAAUUUGCCUGAUGAUUGUCGUGAGCCUCUUGCUAUCGUCAGCUUAUAUCUCGAGUCCUCGCCGAGCAAUCUCGAACUACUUAACGACCAGCGAGAUGGCCCAGAUGUGCAUUCUCUGAUAGCGCCGGAUAUCAACAAGUUCUAUUCCAAGUUACCCAUACUGAUUCCGGCCUUUGCGCGAGCUCUUUGUUCGGAUGUGCAGGACCUACGAGCGCUCGCAAAUGCGGCUGGGAGCACCCAACGGCCUAGUGUGCGGAUGGAAGCCGGGCGACUGAGUCCCUUGUCACCUCAACUAGGCGAAAGAAUGCAAGCCCUACGCCAAUUACAGUUUGCGACGCUCCCCGCGGCUCGAACUCAGAUGGCAGCAGCAGCGGCAGAGGUCCUUGUUAUGCGCGCAGCUGUACUAGAGCGGACGGUGACCCUGCUAGAGCGCACAAAACAUGGCUCACUGGCCCGCGCAACGAAAGCCAGAGCCGAACAUCUACAUACGGUUGCCCAUGGCGUUGAGGGCAAGUUGAAGGUGAUAAGGCUAGAAAUCCUUGCUACCAUUCACACGACCGAAGUCAGCGCUGCACUUACUCAGUACCAUCGACAUCUGCGGGACAUAAGGGUGAGACUGGAAGAAAGGCGGGAACUGGCUUUGAAUGAGCUGAAGGCAUCCGAGGAUGCGAAUUCAACCCUCAGCAGGCGCUCUGGGGAUUCUGGGCUCAUUGCAGAAAUUGCGCGUCGCUAUGGCUCUCUAAUCAGGGAGAUGGAGGAUGUGAACAUGGAGAUCCAACGAUUAUUGCAAGGAUAA